GACUUGAGAGAGCUUCGGGCGACUUUCAUUGUUAACUGUGUCUUCAAUAAUUUUCUUACGUACACCGCCAUCUUGUUGAACAUUGUGACAAUGUACGCGAUGCAAAAAACUGCAUCUCUGCCGAAGACUUUGAAAACUUUGUUAUUUAGCAUCGCUAUUUCUGAUGUUGGUAUUGGUUUACUUGCUCAGCCAGUUUACUCUUCGCUUCUGGUCAAAUGGUUACAAUUGAACCAUCCCAGCUGCAACAAUUCCCGAGUGUUUUAUAUUUCGGCCAAUUUGUUUUUAGCUUCGUCGUUCUUGUCCGUUGUGGCUGUAAGUGUAGACAGGUUCUUAGCUGUUCAUCUUCAUCUCAGAUACCAGGAGCUCGUGACUCACAGGCGUGUUGUUAUUGUGGUGAUUUCCAUAUGGGUCUUAAGUGCAUUUGUUUCUUUCACAAUGUUCUGAGAAUUACACGGCACUCGAGACUAUAUCAACUUAGUCUUUUUAGCCUUUGGUUUUAUUAUCUCAUUUGCGGUGUACAUCAAGAUGUAUUUAACAGUUCGACGGCACAAGAAUCAGCUUCAGUCCUUGUUAGCUGUAGACGAAGCUCAAAUUGGUAUAAUGACAAAUUAUGUUGCCGUUGUUAAGACUACAGUUGGUGUAUUCUACGUUUAUCUCGUGCUCUUAGCCAGUUAUUUGCCUUAUUUUAUUUGCAUGACUUUUGUUCGAAUCUGCCGUGACUCGCGCAUUGCUAAAAAACAGUUAUUUCUUUUCUCGUUGACUCUCAUGUUUCUUAAUUCAUCUUUGAACCCUGUCAUUUAUUGCUGGAAGAUGAGAAAGAUUCGACACGCUAUCUUGGACAUACUACGAAACAUGCCUCGAAUGAGAAAU
Molecule: messenger RNA, 870 nt
Organism: Pocillopora meandrina
Lineage: Eukaryota; Metazoa; Cnidaria; Anthozoa; Scleractinia; Pocilloporidae
Source: the annotation of a GenBank genome assembly